Adineta steineri is the source of this 1281-nucleotide messenger RNA. NCBI's taxonomy places the organism in Eukaryota, Metazoa, Rotifera, Eurotatoria, Adinetida, Adinetidae. The record is from the annotation of a GenBank genome assembly.
AUGUUAUUCAAUAUUGUGUGUUUUCUAUCAAUUAUUCUUAGUAGUUUAUCAAUAAGUGUUCCAACUUGUGAUGGUAUUAGUGAAUAUAAUCAAUGUUCUCCAAAUAAAGAAUGUGGAUGUUUUUAUCGUUGGGAUAAAAAAGAUGAUUCGGGAAUAUGUGGUUUAACAACAUUACGUUGUUCUUCAAUGAUUCCUUGUUCUACAAUUAGUAAAACAUGUCAUGAUCAUAAUUCUAUUUGUAUUGAACAUCCUCUUUGUGAUUAUCGAUCAUUAUGUUAUCCAUUGGAUAAAGCAACUAAUGAAAUUUGUCCAUCAUGGAAUAAAACAUCAAUAACAACAACAUCACGUCCUAUUUCAUCAACAGCUAGUAAACCAUUCCAUCCAUCAUGUGAUUGGUCAUCUGAUAGUAAUACAGUUUUAAAUAAACUUAAAGGUCCAACUGGAUUAUUUCUUGAUGAUAGAAAUGAUACUUCAAUCUAUAUAGCAGAUUCUGGAAAUCAUCGUAUUCUUUUAUGGACACCAGAACAAUCAAUAAAUAAUCCAAUUUCAAUUUCAAUGAAAGAAACUGAUCAAUUAUCAUACCCAAGAGAUAUUGUUAUUGAUAAAAUGAAUGAAAAUAUAUUUAUUUGUGAUAAAGGUAAUAAAAGAGUUUUAAAAUGGAUGAAAGAUUCAAAAAUUAGUCAUACAAUAAUACCAAAUAUUGAAUGUGAAUCUUUAUUAAUCGAUAAUCAAGGAUCAUUAAUUAUAUCAGAAAUAAAUAAAGAUCGUAUAACAAAAUGGGAAAAAAUAAAUUCAACACAAAGUAAUGUUCAUGUUAUUGCUGGUGGUUAUGGAAAAGGUUCGAAUUUAAAUCAAUUAAAUCAACCGAGAAAUAUUAUUUUUAAUGAAAAUGAUCAGGCAAUUUAUAUAUCAGAUAGUGCGAAUCAUAGAAUUAUUAAAUGGAUAAAAGGAGCUAAAGAAGGAGUUGUUAUUGCUGGAGGCAAUGGGCAAGGAAAUGGAACACAUCAAUUAGCUUUUCCAAGAGGAAUUGCUCUUCAUUCAAAUGGAGAUAUUUUUAUAGCUGAUACAAGUAAUCAUAGAAUUGUCAGAUGGACACAACAAGCGAAAUCAGGAACUAUUAUUAUUGAUGGAAUUCAACAAAAUUCAAGACAAUUACUAAGCGAACCAUUUGAUUUAAUAUUUGAUCAAUAUUAUAGAAAUUUAUAUGUUACGGAUUGGACUAAUUCUCGUCUUCUUAGAUUUUUUAUUGAUGGAGUUGGAAAUUGUGUAACAAUUACAUAA